UGCUUGUGCCUCCUGCCUCCUGGCCCAAACCAGCUGGACCAGCUUUCCCAGUGCCCUCCUGCAGCACCCCCUUCCCGCCAGCCAAGUCACAGCCUCCAGGGCACCUUCAGUCAAACGGGUGGUGGGUCCUGAUCUUGGAGACCUGAAGGUGGGCUUCUGGGCAGAGAUGGCCCUGCAGAGCCAGAUGUGGUCUCCGGCCACACCCAUGCCCAUGGCCGAGAGCUCCCUCUACCGGCAGCGGCUAGAGGUCAUCGCUGAGAAGCGGCGGCUGCAGGAGGCGAUCCGCGCCGCGCGCCGGGAGCUGGAGGAGGAGAAACUCCGCGUGGAGCGGCUCAAGAGGAAGUCUCUCCGGGAGCGUUGGCUAAUGGACGGGUCGGCUGAGGGGACGGAGCGGCAGGAGGAGUCUGUCUCGAAAGACCCCCAGUCACCUGAGGGCCAGGCUCAGGCCCGAAUCCAGAACUUGGAAGACAGCUUGUUCACACUCCAAUCCCAGCUGCAGCUGUUGCAAGGUGCAUCCACAGGUGCCCAGCACAAGUCCUCAGGCAGGCCCUCCUGGCGCAGACAGGGUCACCGACCUCUCUCCCAGCCUACCGUGGAGGCAGGUCCCACAGACCACGCUGAUCUGAACAAGAGAGCCUCCCUACCAGCUGGACCAGUGGACACGUCCCCAGAGUCCCCCUCUGAGCCCAGAGAUGAGGCUGUCAGGGCUCCACCAGCCCUGAGGUUGUUCCCUGGGGCAGCAGGGGCCUCCUCAGAAGCCAAUGGCCCCUGCCCUGGACCCAGCCCCCUUCCAGAGCAGGAGCCUUGUCAGGGGCAGGCAGCAUCCAAGGGGGGCGUGGAUGAGGCCAAAGAGGGUGUGGUGAAGGUGGUAUGGGAGGGGCUGAGGGCCACAGAGGACUGUGCCAUGGGGGCCACGGGCCCAGAGCUGGAGGCUAAGGUAGAGGAGAUGGUGUUGGAGGCAGCUGGGGACAGGCAGGAAGCCAGCUGCCCAGAGCUCCCCUCCUGGGUGACAGAGGACAGGGGCAUCGUGGAGGUGGUCUGGGAGGGGGUGGGAGGACCGGACAGCAGAGACUCAGAGGCCACAGGGGAGGCGGGCAGGGGCCAGAAGGCUGCGCGGACUGGCUCCUCGAGGCUUCAGGUGAGACUGGAGGGAGCAGCUCCUGGAGAAGGUGGCGUUCCCAGGGGCAGCCCUGAUGCUGAUGGGCCAGGGGGCUCUGGAGGAGAGGAGGGGUCUUUCAUUUGGGUGGAGAGGGUGACCCUCAGCGAGGAGUGGGAGGAGCUGGUGGUGGAGGGAUUGGAAGGGCCAAGGGUGUGGGGAAAGGGGGGAGGACCUGAGAGUCCACUGGGGGCAGAGAGGGGGGCAGGGGAGGAAGCCUGGGAGGCAGGGAGAAGCCAAGCAGAGGAACCAGUGGGCGGAGGAAAGGGGAGUGAGGAAAAGGCAGGGACAGAGCAGGAAGGAGCAGACAUGUCUCUGAUGGUGGAGAGGGAAGGAAGCAAGCCAGAGCAGACAGGGGGUGAGGAAAAGCUGGGGACAGAGAGGGAAGCAGUUGAGGGACCUCUGAGGGCAGAGAGGGAACAAGGCGAGGAGCCAUUGCGAGUAGAGCAGAAAGGAGGUGAGGAAGAGCUAGAGGCAGAGAAGGAAGAUGAGGAACCAUUGGGAGUAGAGCAGAAAGGAGAUGAAGAAAAGCUAGAGGCAACUGAAGAGCCAUUAGUGAUGGAAAGAAAGGAAGGCAAGGAAUCACCAAAGGUAGAGAGAACGGGAGGUGAGGAGCCACUGGAGGCCGAGGAAGGAGGAGGUGAGGAACCACUGGAGGCAGAGAAGACCGAAGCAGUCGAGGAAGAUCCGAGUCCAGAAGAGCAGAGAGAGUCCGGGGGAGGACAGGAAUGUCAGGCAGAGGAGGUGAGUGAGGCAGGGGCUCCCUUGGGGGCCAAGGAAGAGUCAAGGCCAGAAGAAGAACCCCAGCCCCAGGAGAAGCACGAAGGCUCCCUGGAGGAGAGAUCUGUAAGACCCCAAAGCCCUGCUCAGGGCCAGGGCCCCUUGGGGGACGCCACACCCCUCCUGGCGGAGACCUCCGCCCCACAGCAGCCUGCCGAGUGCCAGCCACUUCUUCGGGCGCAAGGGCCCAGGGCCCACCCCAGCGCCCGGCCCGUGCCCACCUAUGCCCCCGCCCGGCAGCCCGAGCCAUCUGCCCCUGCUGAGGGUGAAGAGGCAAGCGGCCCGAAGCAGAAGACGUGCCAGUGCUGUGCGGUCAUGUGAGCCCACGCCCUCCGCCCCGCCCCCAGCGCCUCUCACAGCUACCUCGGCCUCUUGGCGUCCAGCGGCGGCUUCCAGGCACAUGCGCGGGGGGG
Messenger RNA from Neomonachus schauinslandi (Hawaiian monk seal), 2349 nucleotides. It is a transcript of the gene PALM3, whose product is annotated as paralemmin 3. The transcript is spliced from 8 exons. NCBI's taxonomy places the organism in Eukaryota, Metazoa, Chordata, Mammalia, Carnivora, Phocidae. The record is from RefSeq and is a predicted model, not a curated record. Gene Ontology annotation, biological process: regulation of cell shape; response to lipopolysaccharide; negative regulation of cytokine-mediated signaling pathway. The coding region runs from base 167 to 2257 and encodes 696 amino acids. Gene Ontology annotation, cellular component: membrane.